UUGUCUCUCUCACCACGCGCACAGGCACGAACACGACCUUGCCCUUGUUCGUUCCCCUCCUGCGGUCGAGUCGUCGCCUGCUGCCGUCCCGGCCGAUGCCGGCCGAAUCCGCCGUCGCUGCUCGCCGGUUCCGCUCCAUCCCUCUCUCCUCCGUUGUUUCCCUGCUGGCGCUAUGCACGAACUCGCCCGCGCUCGCGGCCACGCGAAACCCUAGCCGGCCUUGGUUCGGCUCGCCGCCGGCGCGAUUCCGCGCCGCUGCGCCUCCGACUGGUUCCUCCUCGUCGACCUCUGCUCUCACCUCGAGCCCCAGCUCGAUCUUGCCGUCUCGGCCUCCUCGAUGCUGUGGUGGUUCGACGGUGUGGUGUGGUGGUGCUUCUGCUCCGACCUGGGCUGGCCGACGGUUUGGUGGUAGGCUCGGCAGACCCCUCCUCUUCGUCUACCUGGACUACUUCAUCGGUUACAGACAACUACGCCUACAGUUUGUUAAGUUCAGGCCUUUUCCUCCUUACUGCUGGAUCUGCUUCCCGUUGAUCUAAAUAUACAUGGUUAGUUGUGGGGUUUAUUCUCUAGGCGCAUCUAUAUAUUCUUUGCAGUUCUUGAUGAACUGAUUGAUGAGCUGCCACUGUUGGGACAUGUGCUUGUACUAGGAGAGCUGUUAGAACUGCUUUUUCUGUUGGAAUGGAUAUAGGGUUCGGCUGGGAAAGUUGUGUGUGCUAGAAAGGCUGCUGGCGCAGAUGGGGUGCUGUUUAUAUACAGUUGGGCUGCUGCUGUGGUGUCGACAACACAUGCCCUGUAUUCUGUGACUGUGCUGCUUGCAGGUGGUCCCCUUUCCAUGUGUAUGUUAACAAGUUGGUUUGCUUCUCCUCCUAGUGCAAGCAACGGCUGAGUGAUCUUUAUCCCUUGUUAGACCAUUCUUUUAUGUGCUGCCAAGUGGUUAAUCUUUAUUGGCUAAUAUUAUGUGAGCUAAAU
Molecule: messenger RNA, 969 nt
Organism: Lolium rigidum
Lineage: Eukaryota; Viridiplantae; Streptophyta; Magnoliopsida; Poales; Poaceae
Exons: 2
Coding region: 96-536 (146 amino acids)
Source: RefSeq, a predicted model, not a curated record